Messenger RNA from Euleptes europaea (tarantolino), 930 nucleotides. Its product is annotated as putative olfactory receptor 2B8. Gene Ontology annotation, cellular component: membrane. Gene Ontology annotation, biological process: G protein-coupled receptor signaling pathway. Bases 1 to 930 code for a protein of 309 amino acids. NCBI's taxonomy places the organism in Eukaryota, Metazoa, Chordata, Lepidosauria, Squamata, Sphaerodactylidae. The transcript is spliced from 2 exons. Gene Ontology annotation, molecular function: olfactory receptor activity; G protein-coupled receptor activity. The record is from RefSeq and is a predicted model, not a curated record.
AUGGGCAAUUCACAGAGCCAGAGUGAAUUCAUCUUAUUGGGAGUGGCUGACCGCCCUCGCUUGGAGAUGCUGCUCUCUGCAGUCGUCCUGAUCUGCUACGUAAUGACCUUGCUUGGAAACACAAUCAUCAUUGUGGUGUCACGGCUGGAUCCCCGUCUCCACACCCCCAUGUAUUUCUUCCUCAGUAACCUUUCCUUUCUUGACCUCUGUUACACAACCAGUCUUGGUCCCCAUAUGCUGGUGAAUUUCUGGAGAAAACAAAAGACCAUCAACUAUGUUGCCUGUGCAGUCCAGCUAUAUGUCUCUCUUAGUCUGGGCUCAACAGAGUGUCUUCUGUUGGCAUCCAUGGCCUACGACCGCUAUGCAGCCGUCUGCCAACCUCUGCACUACACUGCCAUCAUGAGCCAUUCUGUAUGUUUCAAAAUGGCUGCUGUCUCCUGGGCGAUCGGCUUCAGCCACUCACUAGUGCAGACGGCAAUGACUCUGAGGCUCCCAGUGUGUGGACACAACAGGAUAGACCAUUUUUUCUGUGAGGUACCGGCGCUGCUCAGACUGGCCUGUGUUGACAUCUCGGUCAAUGAGGCUGUUCUCUCUGCUUCCUCUGUAGUCAUCCUCUUGCUCCCUCUGGCCCUCAUCAUAGUCUCGUACGGCUACAUCACAGUUGCAGUCCUGAGAAUCCGCUCAGCUGAAGGCAGGCGCAAGGCCUUCAACACUUGUGCCUCCCACUUAACUGUGGUGUCACUCUUCUACGGCUCAGCCAUUUUUAGUUAUCUCCAGCCUCCUUCUAACUACUCCCGUGACCAAGGCAAGAUGAUGUCCCUGUUCUAUACCGUGGUUGCUCCGAUGCUGAACCCUUUAAUCUAUACGCUGAGGAACAAAGAGGUCCACCAAGCUGUAAAAAGAGUAAUGGGCAGGGAACGAACAUUGUAG